UAUUGUUGGUGUUUGCUGGUGUUUUGAUUUGUUUACGUGCAUUUCUAAGAAUCUUCUUUAAUAUUAGCCACUUGGAUUUUAUAAUUUAAGAACAUUUAAACAUAAUAGUAUUUAGGGAAUCGUGUUAGAGCGGUAAUUUAUUUGUUUGCGAAUAUACACAACAUUACGCCGAUUCACAAUGGAAAUUGAUUCAGCAUUAGCUGAUGUCCUUUUUGUUAUUGAAGGCACAGCAAUUAAUGGCUCAUAUAUAAAUGAACUUAAAAGCAAUUAUAUUCUACCCACUUUGGAGCACUUUACUCAAGGUGCUAUAGAUGAACGCGAGUAUCUCAUAUCGGAGCGACAUUCCACACAAUAUGGUAUUGUGCUUUAUCGUACAGCAGCAAAUCUACUAGAGCCAUCAUGUAAUACGUACGGACCAUUCGCAGCACCACAAAAGGUAAUGGAAACUAUAGAACGGCUACCGUUAGUUGGUGGUGGUAUGGAAUCAUGUGCAAAUAUGGCCGAAGGUUUUGCUACAGCUCAUUGCUGUUUUGAUGACAUGCACGAGCUGCGUAAACAAAACAUGAUAGACCCCUUACCUGUGCAACGUCACUGUGUACUUAUUUGUAAUAGUCCACCAUACUCAAUGCCGGUUAUGGAAUGUUAUAAAUAUAUCGGAAAAACAGUGGAGCAAUUGGCCGGUUUAUUUCAUGAGCGUAAAAUUAAUUUAUCAAUAAUAGCACCACGUAAAAUUCCUGUACUAUUUAAGAUUUAUAUGAAAGCUGAUGGUGAUCAACCUUUGCCAGCAAAGAACUAUGCAAAAAAUAUACGUCAUUUAGUUUUACUUAAAGGCUAUCAUCUUAAAGAGCGUCCACCAAGUCCAAAUACUGUAACACAACAACAACAAAAUCAAAUGGUCGCGCCAAAUAUGAAUCAAACGCAAAAUCAAGCACAAGCUCAGCAACAACAACAAUUACAGCAACAGCAAGCACCUAUGCCUAUGGAUACUAAUCAAAAUAAUCAACAACAGCAAGUACAUGUUGCUCCGGGUAAUAUGAAUACUGGGCCACCAACUCAACUUACACAAAGUGCUUUAAAUCAACAACUUUUGCAACAGCAGCAACAACAACAGCAGCAGCAACAACAACAACAGCAACAAUUUACAGGACCAAAUGCUAAUCAAAAUCCUAUGCAAAAUCCAAAUUUUCAGCCAAAUGUCAAUCCACAAAAUCGCUGGAUUAUUGCUUCCAAUCAACAACCACAAGUACAAGCGCGUCCUCAGUUUAUGCCUGGUGGUCCUGGUGCUGGACCGAUGGUGCCAAAUCAAGGUAUGCCUGGUCCAAAUCAAAAUUCGGCGCUCAUUUCACAAUUAAGUGCGCCACCAAAUCCAACAGUAAAUCCACACUUCCAGCAACAACACAUGCGUUUACAGCUUAUCAAUCAACAGCAUCAGCAGCAACAGGCACAACAACAACAGCAACAACAACAACUGCUGCAACAACAAUUGAAUCAACAACAGCAACAACAAAAUCAGGCACAAAACCAACAAACGCAACAGCAGCAGCAACAACAACAACAACAGCAAGCUAUGAAUGUGCAAGGUGGACCAGUGGCUGGACCUGGUGGUCAAAUGCAGCAAAAUCAAGUUGGUGUUUCUGUGCCGGUCGUUUCCUCAUCCACCAAUGAGACUGGUAUGCGUGACCGUGAGAAAAUUUGGACUGGCACUCUUGAAUGGGUUGAAAAAUCGAAACCCGACCAACAAAAAAUAACACGCACACUACAGUGCACUAUCAGCACGAACAUUAAAGAUGGUGAACCUGAAAUCAAACCCGAUAACUGGCCGCCCAAGUUGCUGAUGCAAUUAAUGCCUAAACAUUUGGUUGGUAAUAUUGGUGGACAGUUCCUUAAAGAUUCUAAAAUGGUGGUAUUUCGACCAGUGCCAUGUGAGGCACUCGAUUCACUAUCCAAAAUGAUGACAACUGGUUUUGCUGGUUGUGUACACUUCACACCUGGUCCGAAUAUGCCCGCUGGCGAUAUUAGAGUCUUAGUGCUACUGUACACACAAGAGAAGAAUGCCUUUUUAGGUUUUAUACCCAAUAAUCAAUCGAUGUUUGUGGAGCGACUACGUAAAGUCAUACAACAGAAACAAAUGGGUCAGCAUACUAAUGCAGUUGGAAACAUGCAACAGCAGCAGCAACAAAUGCAAAAUCAAAUGGGUGGACAAAUGCCUAAUACAAUGCCACCAAAUGCUAUGAUGGCACAACAGGCCCAACAACAGCAGCAAAAACCAAUUCCUAUGGAGGUGCAACAAAUGCAACAACAGCAACAGGAUCAACAACAACAGCAGCAGCAGCAACAACAACAGCAGCAUUAUAAUCAAUAUGCCCAACAGAUGAAUAUGCAAGGUGGACCGAUGCAACAUCAACAGCAAAUGACUAUGUUACAGCAACAGCAAAUGCCAAUGGUGGGUCCAAAUGCGCAACAGAUGCAACAAAUGCCUCCACAUGCAGCCGCUGCUAUGCAACAACAACAGCAGCGUAUGGUGCGUCCGAUGAUAAGUAAUAAUCCUGGUUUACGGCAUUUACUGCAACAAACAACACCGGGUAAUCAGUUUCGUCCACAAAUGGGUGCUGGUGGUCCAGGUCCUGGUGGCCCUAUGGGAGGUCCACCAAAUCAAAUGGGUGGUGCAGGCGGGCCCAUGAACACGAAUCGACCAUUUGAUGAAAGUAAUUUUGAUUUUAUGUAAUUGCUUUUUCUCUUUACUUACAGUUUAAGUAUUUAUAAUACUAUGUCAAAGAAUAAAAUAUUCAAAUAUACCUAUAGGAUGGAGUUACUUCAUCUUCAAAUAUUA
Messenger RNA from Teleopsis dalmanni, 2830 nucleotides. RefSeq names its product mediator of RNA polymerase II transcription subunit 25-like. Gene Ontology annotation, biological process: positive regulation of transcription by RNA polymerase II. The transcript has 4 exons. Gene Ontology annotation, cellular component: transcription regulator complex; mediator complex. The record is from RefSeq and is a predicted model, not a curated record. The coding region runs from base 179 to 2725 and encodes 848 amino acids. NCBI's taxonomy places the organism in Eukaryota, Metazoa, Arthropoda, Insecta, Diptera, Diopsidae.